Messenger RNA from Gadus chalcogrammus (walleye pollock), 822 nucleotides. RefSeq lists its product as uncharacterized. The record is from RefSeq and is a predicted model, not a curated record. The coding region runs from base 67 to 822 and encodes 251 amino acids. Lineage: Eukaryota; Metazoa; Chordata; Actinopteri; Gadiformes; Gadidae. The transcript is spliced from 3 exons.
UACCUUGCUACCUUUUUCAAGUGCCGUGUCAUAGAAAUUGAGACAAGACCACAGGCAAAAUGUGCCAUGUGGUUUGACCAGAAGGCAGGAAGGGUGACUGCGUCAAACAUCCGAGCAGCCUGCCACACGGACCCAGACAAACCAGCUGUUUCCCUGCUGAAGAAACUGUGCUAUCCAGUGGCCUACAAGGACCCAAACAACAACACACCACACUCUCUCAGAUGGGGCACUGAACACGAGGGAACGGCAGUUGAGGAGUACACCAAAACAAUGGAGAGCCACCACACCAACCUCACUGUCAGGAAGGGAGGCCUGGUCAUCAACCCUCAAUAUCCAUGGUUAGGGGCAUCCCCAGACGGCAUAUUAACAUGUGACUGCCAUGAAAUGGGUGUGUUGGAAGUAAAGGCACCCAGCAGUCUUGAUAAUAGCACAUUGGGGGAGAAAAGUAAACAGGACAGCACGUUCUGUCUCAAAGAGGUUGGCGGUAAACUUUUCUUAAAGAGGGACCAUCAGUACUUCUAUGAGGUGCAGACACAAAUUCAUCUGACACAAGCAAGCUACUUUGACUUUGCUGUCUGGGGACCGGGGAAAGGAGGGAAUGGGGAAAUGCACAUUGAGAGGAUUCUGCCCGAUACUGACUUUUUUGAGUCCAUGUGUGAAAAGGUUAGCAAAUUUGUGCAGAAAUGUGUCAUCCCAGAGCUUGUAGCAAAGGUGUUCACAGCUCCUAUUCUAACAUCACAUGACAAAAAAACAUCUGAAGGCAAGGGCUGUUACUGUGGGGUCCCUGUACUGCACAAAGAAGACAGACUUGAGUGUUUCUAG